Theobroma cacao (cacao) is the source of this 2272-nucleotide messenger RNA. RefSeq names its product transcription factor MYB33-like. NCBI's taxonomy places the organism in Eukaryota, Viridiplantae, Streptophyta, Magnoliopsida, Malvales, Malvaceae. The record is from RefSeq and is a predicted model, not a curated record.
CAAAAACCAAAAUACCAAAAAAAAAAAAAGGAAAAGAAAAGAAAAGAAAAAAGGCUUUUCCUUUAUGUAAUCGCUUGAUUUGUUAGAUCUCGAUGUUUUGCUCUUUCUAUUAUCGGGUUCUUUGUCUGCUAGCACAGAAAUUAUGGUUUUUCAUUUUCGCUUUUGUCUCAGCUGCCACUUCAAUCAGGAGCCAUAAUUGAGCUCGUUCGCGGAAUUUUUUUUUCAUUUUACUUUUGGCGAUUUUCUCACCAAAUUUUGCAUCUUCCGAAGGCAGGUUUUGGAUGGUUCUAACCUGUUGGUAAGGGGUUUGUGUGUGAUUACAAAGAGAUGAGUCACACAAAAAAUGAGAGGGAAGAUGGAAUGCUCUCUGAGGAUCAGGCAGAAUCGCCGUUGGCUGAUGAUGGUAACUGUGGAGGUGCAGGUGGGGGAGUUGUUAUGAAGAAAGGACCAUGGACAUCUGCUGAAGAUGCAAUUUUGAUUGAGUAUGUGAAGAAGCAUGGGGAAGGCAACUGGAAUGCUGUCCAGAAGCACUCUGGACUGUUUCGUUGUGGCAAAAGUUGCCGCUUAAGAUGGGCAAAUCACUUGAGGCCAAACUUGAAGAAAGGGGCAUUUACUCAAGAAGAAGAACAGCUGAUCAUUGAACUCCAUGCAAAGAUGGGAAAUAAAUGGGCUCGGAUGGCUGCACAUUUGCCUGGACGUACAGAUAAUGAGAUAAAAAAUUAUUGGAAUACCCGGAUUAAGAGACGUCAACGUGCAGGGUUGCCUCUGUAUCCUCCUGAAGUGUGCUUACAAGCACUGCAGGAGAGCCACAGCACCAGUGCAGUUAAUGGAGGAUAUAAAGGACCUCAAGAUAUCAUGCAGAACAACAGCUAUCAGAUACCUGAUGUCAUAUUUGACAGUUUAAAGGCCAAUCAGAGUGUCCUGCCUUAUGUCCCUGAACUUCCUGAUAUAUCCACUAGCAGCAUGCUGAUGAAAGGUCUAGGUUCUUCUCAAUAUUGUAGUUUCAUGCCACCAACAAUCCAUCGCCAAAAGCGUCUUCGAGAAUCUACAGCUUUUUUCCCUGGUUACACUGGUGCUGUUAAAAAUGAGUGCCCUUUGUUUGACCAGUUUCAAGAUGAUAUGUCAGACAAGGCUGCUCAAUCCUUUGGGGUGUCCUUUCAAAUUGAACCAGAUCCUACAGCUAAAAACUCAGAGUCCUUUGGUGUAUUCCCUGGUAGCCAUGCCCUUACAAAUGGCAAUUUCUCUGCUUCAGAGUCCUCUUUAGAGGCUGUGAAGUUGGAGCUCCCUUCACUCCAAUAUCCAGAAACUGAAUUAGGUAACUGGGGCACAAUAUCUUGCCCACCACCUUUACUUGAGUCUGUUGAUGCUUUUAUCCAGUCACCACCACCAACCAGCGGAGUGGAGUCAGAUAGUCUUUCACCCCAUAAUAGUGGCCUGCUGGAUGCUUUACUUCAUGAGGCAAAAACUCUAAGCAGUGCAAAGAAUCAUGCAUCUGACAAGAGUUCAAAUUCAUCAACUCCUGGUGAUAUAGCUGAAAGUUCCAAUUUCAACAUUUGUGAGACAGAAUGGGAAAACUGUGGGCAACCUCUUUCUCCAAUGGGUCAUUCAGCAACUUCUCUUUUCAGUGAGUGUAUCAGUGCAAGUGGCAGUUCAUUGGAUGAACAGCCACCUGCUGAAACCUUAACCGAGUCCCAUGUGAAAUCAGAAACAGCUGACCAUGUUUUCACCCCAGAGAUACAAAAGGAGGCUCCUAUUCGGCUGGACAGUACGCGCCCUGAUACUUUACUUGCUUCAAAUUGGCUUGAGCAGGGUUGUGUUUAUGAUAAGGACCAAACAAUCAUGAGUGAUGCAAUAGCAACCCUUCUUGGUGAUGAUUUGAGUAGCGAGUAUAAGAAUAUGGCAGCUGGAACAUCUAUUUCAAGUCAAGCAUGGGGCCUUGGUUCUUGUGCAUGGAAUAACAUGCCUGCUGUCUGUCAAAUGUCCGAACUCCCUUGAGAUCUGCUGUCUCAAUUGUAUGAACUUGUCUUAAGCUUUUUGUUUGUUGCAUUGAUUCCAUGAUUUGUUUUAUGUGGGUAGUCAAGCAAACCUGAUGUACCACAGUUCAUUUGGGAUGAGACUAUAAUAUGGUAUGAGUCAAGGAUGUUUGGUUUGUUGUUUUUUGAUGUUUUUCUUGUUGAACUGUUGAAAGCGUGUAUGCCAAAAUGGAACUAUGAGGUAUGCAAUUGCAUUCAAGCUGUUGUUAUAAUUUUAGAAUAACUAUGCACUUUUAGCA